Messenger RNA from Chaetomium fimeti, 2067 nucleotides. Its product is annotated as methyltransferase TYW3-domain-containing protein. Gene Ontology annotation, biological process: macroautophagy. Lineage: Eukaryota; Fungi; Ascomycota; Sordariomycetes; Sordariales; Chaetomiaceae. The record is from RefSeq and is a predicted model, not a curated record. The transcript has 7 exons. The coding region runs from base 1 to 2067 and encodes 688 amino acids. Gene Ontology annotation, cellular component: fungal-type vacuole membrane.
AUGCGUUUUACCCAUCUGCUACCACUAGGCCUGGCAGCCUACGUCUCUGCCCAGUCGCUAGCCAGCAUUCUUGCGAACAAUAAUGCCACGCUGAGCACACUAACCAGUCUCCUUGCCCUUGUGCCCGAUGUCGUCCAGACGCUUUCCACAGCCAAGAACAUUACCAUCCUAGCGCCUUCAGAUACCGCCUUUGCCAACCUAAUGGCGAGAAAUCCGAGGUCGGCAGAGUUGAUGAGAAAUCCCAGGGCACUGGCGGGCGUACUCCAAUACCAUGUCCUAAUGGGAAGGUUACUGUCGAGUGACUUCUCGCCAACGCCAAAGUUCCCGUCGACUCUGCUUAAAACCCCAUUUACCAAUGUCACCGACGGCCAAAAGGUUGGCUUGGUCAUGGUGAAUGGUACGGCAAAGGUGUUCUCAGGGUAUAAGCAGGUUGCUACAGUCGUUACAGCGGACGUAGAUUUCGACGGCGGCAAUGUCGUACACAUCAUCGACACCGUCCUCACCGUUCCUGCGAACCCGUCGCAGACGGCCAUAAAUACGGGCCUCACCUCGCUCGCCGGUGCGCUGACGGCCGCCGGGCUGGUCGGCGGCGUGAACGCCCUCACGGACGUCACCAUCUUCGCCCCGUCCAACGACGCGUUCAGGACAAUCGGGUCCGCGCUCGGGACGCUAGCGGUGCAAGACCUCGCCGACAUCCUAGGCUACCACGUCCUGGCGCGGCAGCAGCUGCGGUUCAGCACCGACUUGCUGACUGCUGACCAGAUGACGCUCGCGACGCUGCAGGGCCAAAACAUUACGGUCCGCAGGGACGGCUCCCAGGUGUUUGUCAACUCGGCGAAGGUGAUUCUCGCGGACAUAUUGACUAGUAACGGGGUGGUUCACGUAUUGGAUAACGUUCUCAACCCCUUUAAUUCUUCCGCUACCCCCGAUACGGCUGCUCCAACUCAGGCACCGGCGUUUUCUGGCGUCACUGCUGUCUCUGAUGCCCCCUUCACGUCGGGGAUUUCGCCUACAACGACUUUCGUUCCUGCUACUAUACCCCUAAACGGGGGCGUCCCCACCUUCGCCCUCAAAAAGCGCAAAAUCCUCGCCCACCUCGCCGUGCCCGACGCCGAGUACACCGACGCCUCGCCCAAGGGCUCCGUCGACGCCGGCAUCCGCCAGCUGAUCGACCGGAUCAACAACAAUCGCAACGGCGGCGACGACGAUGCGCGCGCGGGCCUGGUCACGACCAGCAGCUGCGCGGGGCGCGUCAGCGUGUACCUCGAGGGACGCAAGGCCUGCUGCCCGCCGCCUCCGUCGUCGUCGGGUGUGGAUGGGGGGUUGGUGGGUGGUGGUGAUGGUGGUGUGGGUGGUGGUGGUGGUGGUGCGAGUUCCGCGGGGGGGAAGGGCGGCGGGGAGUGGUUGUUUGUGUCGCAUGAUCCGGUGGAGGGCGGGGGUCAAGAUGGUGAUGAUGGUGGUGGUGGUGAGGGGUACGAGAGGUUGCUUUUGGGCCUUGAGCCGGCAGCCGCAGUAGCUGGGGAAGAAGCAGGCGCAAGGCAAGCGGCACUGACGGGGUCGUCACGAUUGAUUCAUUUCAAGUUCGAGCCCAUGAUCUUGCACGUUUUGACCGCUUCACUGGAGCACGCACAACUGGUUAUCCAGGCCGGGAUGGAGGCCGGUUUCCGUGAGUCGGGAGCUGUUAGUCUGCUUCCGCGGCAGCCGGACGAGGAGGUAACGCCCAUGGUCGCUGUGCGGUCGAUGGGAUUAUCAUUUGAGUCCUUGAUCGGGGCCGAGACAGACGGCGUUCGCCAGUUGGUUGUGUCACCACAGUACCUGAAAACACUCGUGCGAAUAGCCAAUGAGCGAUUUGUCGAGAAUGAGAAGAGGAUAGCCAGGUUUAGUGCCGCGCUGGAUGCAGCUUUCGCCCCCCCUAAGGGAAAAGAGAACUGGGAGGAUGCUCAGGCGAGAAAAGAGCGCAAGCGGCUGGAGGGACUUAAGCGACGAGAGGAACUAAAGAAAGACAAGAGCGGGGUUUCGGGCGAGGCCAGGGAAGACUUUAUAGUUCAACAACCUGGCGAUGUUUGA